UCGUGCGUGGCCCACCAUCUUGUUUCGGGCCACCGGGAGGGGAAGGUCGCCUGAGCAACGCGAAUCUUGGGCUGCUCCUGGCGAUCGCCGGCGGCCGCCUCCCAGGCCUGGACUGUGCAUGGGUGGCCUCGUGGGCCCCGGUCGGCGGUAGCUUGGGCUCCCCAGGCCUGGGAGGCAGUCCGGCCCCCAAUACCUCUCUGGCUUGGCUUUCUGGAGUCAGCUCCUGCUGCUCUUUUGUACAUUGGAUAGCGACGGGACCCUCCUGUCCCCCGAUCUCUUCAGUCUUGGGAAAGGCUGAUGGGCAUGCCGAACUUUCCAGCCUCGGGCUCCUGCGGCCCUUAAGUUCUUGCCCAGGACUGCUAGCGGUUUUCCUGUGCUAGUACCCCGAUUCUUCCCAAAGGGACUGCCCUCCUCUGUCAAAGAAAUCUUGCUCUCUUCGGGUUAUUGUCUAGAGUCUAGAUUCUAGAUUUAAAAAAAAAAAAAACCCAGAUGGGAGAGACGUGGACUUAGAUGAACGAUUUUCCUUCAGUGAGCUGUGCAGGAUUUUUCGUUUUUAAGCAAUGGGGAAAGCAUUUCAUUCGGAGGAGGAAAACCUGCUGCAAACAUGGGAGUUCCUUUCAAUGCUCCUCAAGUUUGAAUUCUUUUAGGAAGAAGUCUUAAUGUGAAGUGAACCAGUUUCUUCCAAAUGUGGGAGACCUUUAUCCAAGGACCUCUCUUUGUUUGGGAGGAUUAGCAAAUUUUUUUUAAGUCUAUGAGCUAAAUUUUUUCGUUUUGUUGUUUGAAGGUUGGAUUAUGAGUUUCAGUGUCUUUUAGCGCCUCUAAAACUAUAUUUGAUACAUAAAUCCAGUUUUAAACUACAAAAGUUCCCUAGGUUUGUGAGGUGCCUUAAAGAGUUACAGUAUAAUUCAAGCCAUCUUAAAAUGAGAACUAAAAGGAAGAAACUCUAUCUGUGAAGGAUCUAAUCUGUGCCUUUGCUUUAAUAAUUGUGAUAACAUUUGAAUGCUCGCAUGAUGCCGCCACUUCACAGGGUUGUAAGGUAUUAGAGAACUGUUUUGAAGGUGAAGAAAUAGCUUCAAGAGGUUAUGUGGUCAGUGAAUAGAGCCAGUUGUGGUGGUUUUUAAAAUUACAGUGUGUGUGUGUGUGUGUGUGUGUGUGUGUGUGUGUGUGUGUGCAUGUGUGUGCGGGCACGCGUGUGUAUAGUUUGAAGGUCAGAUGACAGCGUGGUAGUAGUAAUUUCUUACCUUCUACUGUAUAGAUCCCGCAGGUGGAUCUCUGGUCAUCAGUUUGACGAGCAGCCCCCCUUACUUGCUGGGCCAGUCUCACAGAACUCUUGCUGUUUUGGUUUAUUUGUUUUUGUCUUUGAGAAGGUCCCAUAUAGCCCAGGCCUUAUAUUUGAUAUGUAACUGAGACCAUCUGUGAACUUCUGAUCCUGCUGGCUCAGCCUCCAAAAUACAGGGAUUCCAGCUAAGAGCCCUCAUGCCUGUCACCUUAAAACCAGUUCUUUUUAAAAUUUAUUUAAUCUAUUUUUACACUCCAGAUUUUAUACCCUUCCCGGUCCACCCUCUGACUGUUCCACAUACCAUUCCUCCUCUCCCCAUCUCCACAAGGAUGUCCUCAUCCCCCCAUGCCCACCCCACUAUACCUCCCCACUCCCUGGGGCCUCCAGUCUCUUGAGGGUUAGGUGCAUCUUAAAACCAGUUCUUAAGACAAUGACUUCUGGCUUUUACCUAAGGUUCAAUUCGUUAAAUAAUGCCUCAUUUUUAAUAGGCAUCUCAAAGUGCCAGAGAAAGAAAAGCAAGGAGGCUCACCUAAUAUUUUUAAGAAGUGUUACUCAUUUCCUGUCUCUACAAUUUUUAAAAAUCAUGUUUCUUUUGUUAAGAUUUAUGUUAUUAUAUAUCUAGCAUCCUGACUGCAUAUAUACCUGAAGGCCAGAAGAGGGCCUCAGAUCUCAUUACAGAUGGUUGUGAGCCACCAUGUGGCUGCUGGGAAUUGAACGCAGAACUCUGGAAGAGCAGUCAGUGCUCUUAUCCUCUGAACCAUCUCUCCAGCCCCUUGUCUCAACAUUUUUAAAAGACUUUUUUUGGUACAUUUUAGUAUUUGAAUAAUACUACUCUAAGAAUGUUGAAAAACUGCAGAAGAGUAUUGGAAAGAGUUCUGAUAAUGAAUUCCCAACUUCAGCUUUUCCUAUUCAGUCCCAUGGCUCCAGUUUGCUAAAAUUUCCAAUAUAGGCUGGCCUUUUCAGACCGAUGUUUCACCACUUAGCAUUACCUUUUUAUUAUGGGGAGAGAUAUAGAAUUCUAUGCCUUCCUUUUCUUCCACUUAUUUAUUUUAUUUUUCUAGGAGAACAUUUAGAACCAUGCAGAAUUUUUUUUUGAAGUACUAGGGGUCAGUUUGUAUAUACUAGUUAUAGCUGAAUAAUUUUUUUCUUUCUACUUUCAGGGAGGACUUUGUCUUUCUGGAGCUAGGAAGGUGACAUAAUGGCUGCCACCAAAGCUGACAACCUGAGUUCAAUCCCAGGGGCCCAUAUGGUAGAAGGAGAGAACCAAAUCCUUUAGGUUGUCUUCUGACUUUCACACAUGCUAACAAUUUAGACAUGAUACUCUUUUUAUAUCUAGAAAAAUGAAAAGCAUCAAGGUAUGAUGGUGCAGAUCUUUGAUCCUAGCAGUUGGGAGGCAGAAGCAGGAAGAUCAUUGCAAGUUUAAGGCCAGCCUGGUGCAUACACAAAUGUGCCAGAACAUUCAUGUAAUGGUUAAAGGACAGCUUACAUAGUUGGUUCUCUCCUUCCAUUUUGUGAGCUCCAAGAAUUGAACUCAGAUAAUCAGGUUUGGCGGCAGGUGUCUUUACUUACUGAGCCAUCUGCCUAGCCUAACUAAUGCAUUUUAGGAGCUGAGACGCCUCCUUUUUCCUCCCAAUCCUAAGUAUUGGGCUCUUGUGCAUGCUGAACAAAUUCUCUUAUUGAGCUACAAACUAGCUCUUGAUUUUCCAAGCCAGGGUUUCACUGAUAACCCUGAACCUUCCUAUGUAGCAUAGCCAAGCCUGUAAUUCAUGAUUCUCCUGCCCCACCCUCUCAGGUUCUGGGAUUACACAUAAAUGCCACCACAUCUAGCUAUAACCAAGAUUAUUUGGGGGAGGAGGUAGAAAUUGUAGACUAUAUGGUGUGUGUAUGAGAACUGAAGAUAUAAUUUAAACUGAAAUUCUUUUUAAUGAAGCUAUUCAAAUUUUUUUCUUUUCUUUUUUUUUCGGAGCCGGGGACCGAACCCAGGGCCUUGCGCUUGCUAGGCAAGCGCUCUGCCACUGAGAUAAAUCUUUUUUUAAAAAUAUUUAUUUAUUUUUUAUUUUUAAUGUAAGCGCACUGUAGCUAUCUUCAGACACACCAGAAGAGGGCAUCAGAUCUCAUUACAGAUGGUUGUGAGCUACCAUGUGGUUGCCGGGAUUUGAACUCAGGACCUCUGGAAGAGCAGUCAGUGCUCUUAACCACUGAGCCAUCUCUCCAGCCCUCAAAUUUUUGAUUAUCUUAAUGUAACACCUGUUUUUAAAGGUCCAAAUUAGGGCUGGAAUAAGUUGCUUAUGGAAAAGCACUAGCUUAGCCCAUAUAAAGCCUUAAAUUUGAUCACCAACACCACAAAAAUAAAAUCUUAAAUGCCUAUAAACAGUCUCCAUUUGCGGUUGGGAAUACAGCUAUAAGCAGCCAUGCCUGGAUGUUGUUUUGUGGUUUUUCUUUUUUUUUUAAGGUUUAUUUGUUUUAUGUAUAUGAGUGCCCUAUCUACAUGUACGCCUGCAUACCAGAAGAGAGCAUCAGAUCCCUUUAUAGAUGGUUGUAAACCACCCACCACAUGAUUGGUGGUAAUUAAACUCAGUACAUUUGGAAGAACAGCCAGUGCUCUUAACCAUUAACCGAUGAACCAUCUCCCCAGCCCCUAGUGCUACAUAUUUUAUUUUAAUUUUUUUUUGGUUCUUUUUUUCGGAGCUGGGGACUGAACCCAGGGCCUUGCGCUUCCUAGGCAAGCGCUCUACCACUGAGCUAAAUCCCCAGCCCCUUAUUUUAAUUUUUAUUAUGCAUUGUAUUUGUGUGUACAGGUGCACCUGUGAAUGUAUAUAUGUGGAUGCAUGUGAAAGUCACAGGCCAACCUCAGGUGUCAUCCUCAGAAAUUCCAUCUACCUCCUUGAAACAAGGUCACCAACUAGGACAGACUGGUUGGACAACAAGCUCCAGGAGUCCUCCUGACUCUGCCUCCUCAGCUCUGGAAUUACAAGUGCAUGUUUUUAUGCUGUUGGUUCUGGUGAUAAGACUCAGGUCCCAUACUUGAAGGGCAAGGACUGUACAGAAAAGAACUAUCUCCCCAGUCCACUAUCACUUUUAUUUAAUUAACACACACACACACACACACACACACACACACACACACCAAUCACUCCCAAGAUAUCCACACAACACCAGGUGAAAAAACAACCCUGACCCUAGUAGAUGCAAAAUCACAACAUGAAAAUAUAAGAAAUAUGAAAGCCAACAUAGGUUAAUAUGAUAAGGCUUCAACUUUUGAGUUCAAAGAUAUCAAAAUGAUUUUGUGUGUGUGUGUGAGUGUGUGUGUGUGUGUGUAUACACAUGUGUAUGGGUAUGUGCAUACUUGCACACAUCAGAGGACAACUUGCAGAAGUUGGUUCUUUCUUUCUUUCUUUUUUUUUUUUUUUUGGUUCUUUUUUUUCGGAGCUGGGGACCGAACCCAGGGCCUUGCGCUUCCUAGGCAAGCGCUCUACCACUGAGCUAAAUCCCCAACCCCAGUUGGUUCUUUCUUAAAGUGAUGUUUUCAGACUUGGCAACAAGUGCCUGUAUUAGUAAGAAGCCCUACCAGCCUGAUAUUUAUAAGAUGGAAAACAAAGGCCUAGCCUGUUAACUUUUCAGGAGUCAUAUGUUGAUUCUUCAAUUUGAUGGAUAAAGACAACUCUGUUCAAGAAAAAAGUCCUGGUACUGAAAUUCAGGUGGACAGACUUGGUGAUAAUUCAAAAAUGGCUGAACUUAUCAUGGAAUGUGAAGAAGAAGAGUUGGAACCAUGGCAGCAGAAAGUAGAAGAAAGUCAAAAUAAAGAUGAUGAUGAUGAUGAUGAUGAGUUGAUCUUUGUUGGAGAGAUAUCAAGUUCCAAACCAGCCAUUUCAAAUAUUUUGAACAGAUGUAGCCCUGGUUCAUCUUCAAAGGGACUAAAGAAUGGCUCAUUCAGUCCAGCUCUUUCUAAUAUAUUCAAGCCUACAAAUCAGCACUACAGAAAUCCACCAUCUCAUCCACUGAUUGCUUUGCCAAGCUUUUAUCCUGCACCCAAAUCUUCAGAGAGUUCUGAUGUCCAGACUGUGUCUAAACCUACCUUUUUAAAGACUUCACCACAAGAUGAUUCAGGUGCUUCUUCUGCCUCACUGUUAGACUCAACCAAGGAUAUACCGUCCUCCAACGUACUGCAAAAGAGUACAGGUGUCAAUCAAACUUUACGAUUAAAACAUCCUUCCUCAUCCAAAGUAAACAGUGUUAAUCCAAAGAAGCCAAAGACUAAUGCAAGCAUUUCUGAAACAGGCCGUGGCUCAGCAUCAUCUUUAAACAUGUCUCCUUCCGAGGCUUCUUCCCAGGUUGUACUAUCAAAUAUGAAUACCUCAUCAAUUCAGUCUGCAGCCGGAAAACCUUCACUACGAUCUUGUCCAAAGUGCAAUGUUAAGUUCAGUCUUUUGGAUCCUUUGAAGUGCCACAUGAAGCGUUGCUGCCCAGACAUGAUAAAUAAGUUUCUGGAAACUCUCAAAUCAGAAAAUUCAAAGGCUGUAAGCAGAGCUAUCAUUGGCUCAGAUAAAGAAAAAUUGAUCAUGCUAGUUAGUGACUUUUAUUAUGGAAGACAUGAAGGAACUAUUGAGGAAGACCAGAAGGCUCCCACAACUUUUAAAUGCUUCAGUUGCACAAAAGUUCUUAAAAAUAAUAUUAGGUUCAUGAACCACAUGAAACACCACUUGGAAUUUGAAAAACAGAACAAUGAGACCUGGGAAAGCCAUACUACAUGCCAACACUGUUAUCGGCAGUAUCCCAACCCUUUCCAGCUACAAUGCCACAUUGAGAGUACACAUACUCCUCACGAUUUUUCUACUAUUUGCAAAAUCUGUGAAUUGUCAUUUGAAACAGAGCAUCUGCUUUUACAACAUAUGAAGGACACUCAUAAACCUGGUGAAAUGCCAUACAUUUGCCAGGUUUGCCAGUUUAGGUCAUCGAUAUUUUCUGAUGUAGAAACUCACUUUAGAUCAUCUCACGAAAACACUAAGAACUUGCUAUGUCCAUUCUGCCUCAAAGUUAGUAGAAUGGCAACCCCUUAUAUGAAUCACUACAUGAGACAUCAGAAAAAAGGAAUUUAUCGUUGCCCAAAAUGCAGACUACAAUUUUUGACCUCCAAGGAGAAAAUAGAUCAUAAGUUAGAACAUCGUACAUUUAUAAAGCCUAAAGAACUAGAAGGAUUGCCUCCUGGAACAAAAGUUACUAUUCGAGCUUCCUUAGGAUCUAUUCAAUCACGAUCGUCAAGCCCGCCUUCUAGUACUAUCCCAAGCACUUCUCUUCAGCUCUCAGUCCCAAAGUCUAAAACAACUACUACUAAGAAUACAACUACUAAGAAUAACUCAAAAGUGUCCGCAAAUAAAGUUACCACAACUAGCCCUCAAACAAUGUCAACCACGACUGGUAAGACCAAUGCAAGUAAGCCAGGUACAGGUACAACUAAAUCCAAAGCCAAGCCGUCCAACAAGCAAAAGAGACAGCGCACCAGGAAAAACAAAUUCAGCAUAGAUUUGAGGAACUUACGGUGUCACCAGGGAACUCACACGUGUAUUGAGUGCCAUUCCAAAAUAAAAGAUUUUUCAAGCCACUUUUCUACAUAUAUAAAUUGUGAUUUUUGCAAGUAUACCACUAACUGUAACAAAGCCUUUACAAAUCAUAUGAGCUCUCACAAUGACCACCCAAGUAAGCAGCUUUGUAUUUUUAAGAAGCAUUCACGAGCUCUCAGGGGCAUCACUCUGGUGUGCCUUAAAUGUGACUUCCUAGCCGAUACUUCUGGCUUAGACCGUAUGGCUAAACACUUAAAUCAACGUAAAACUCAUACUUGCCAAGUUGUAAUAGAGAAUGUUACUGAAAGAACCGGAACUUCUGAAUCCACUUCUGAUGGCCUGCUCAAAUAGAUUCCUGCUCUGUGAAGCUCGUGCAACCUGGUGCAAGACAAGUUGGAAUUUCCUAAGUUCAAAGUUCUGCAGUAUUUGCUUUCCCAAAUACAGUUUUCUAAGUUCAAAGUUCUGAGGUGUUUUCUGUGAAGGCCGUGAAAAUUCACAACACAAGCUCUCGUUAUCCAGCGCUUUCCAGCUUUUGGAUGGCAGUAGAUCUUACUCUCUUAUCCUUGUGUCAGGUUAAGAUAUCUUAACAUGCUUUUCUUCUCCACUCGGCUCUGGAGAAGGAACUUUAGUGCUGUAGUCUAUUCUUGCUUUGUUUCAGAUAAUUCGUAUUUUUCUCUGCUGUACUCGCCUUCAGAAUAUUACAUGUCAAAUGGUAUAGCUUGUCUGGUUUCUUUUCUUCUGUUUUGUUUGCUUCUUAAUUUUUUUAUAAGUCUUGGUAGUCAAAUAGCUUUUUUCCCCUUCAUUCUUUGUCAUUGGUCUGUUUUUCAGAUGCAAAGGCAACACAGACAACAUUUCGAAAAAAAUGUCCAGUGUACUCCUGGACAGUGUCCCCCUUCAAUGGACACAACUGAAUGCCUGGUCUCUCUUUCCAAGGAAUGUGAUUUGACUGUGAGACCUGCUUCAAUGUAUGCCUUAGGAUUUUAUCAGUUCUUAGGCAGAGUCCCUUCCUACCUGACUGGCCUCCCAUAAGGCUGAUAGUGAUAUUGUCCAUUGAUGCCUGCAAGGUGCACCAAAUAGAUUUGAGCACAACUUCCCUCUGAGGGCUUUGCUUCAUAAGAGUAAGCUUAUGAGCUUUUUCUAAUCCUGAAAACCCAUCAAAUGAGUGAAGGUUUUAUUUAUAUUCUUGGAAAAACAAACUUUGUGAAGUUUAUGGCUCCAAAGUAACAGUUAUUUGUGUAUCAUUUAAAGUUUUAGCCAUUACUCCACCAGUUCUCAACAAUUCUAGUGUUUACUAAUUUUUGAAAAAUUAAAUUUUAAUAGCCUACUUUUUAUCAUUCACCAAAUUUAUUAUCUACAUUUGUAAUUUCUGAUUAAUUCUUUUCUUUUGUGUUUGCUUAAAAUGGCAGGAAAAUUUUAAAACUCACUACGUAUUUCAUGCAGCUACCUAUUGUUAGUUUCUUUUUUCUUUUUUUUUUCUUUCUUUCUUUUUUUUUUUUUUUUUUUUGAGGCAUGGUCUCUAUUAUAUAGGCCCGGCUAUCCUGAUACUCACCAGGUAGAUCAGGCUGACCUUGAACUCAUAGAUUUCUGCCUGCCUCUUCCUCCCAAAUGCUGGAUUUAAAGGCAGGAGUGGUAUCUGUUCAGUUCAUUAAACAUUAAUAUAUUUCUCUCUAUCUUGGGACUAUCAUAACAUCUUAGUGGUCAGGAAUUCAAGACAAAGAACAAAGACUCCGCUUACAGAUCUUAAAAGAAGUUUUAAGUUACAUCGCUAUUAACUUAGAAAUUAUCUUCUUAGCCAUUAAUGUAAUUCCUUAGAUAAAUAUAAUAUAUUCAAAACUAUUGGGACCAAAAAUGCACUUGUUUCUUGCCCACAAAUAUAUAGAGAGAUGUAUAUUUUUUUAUUUUGCUGUUUGUUUAUUUUGGUUACAUCGAAUAUAGAUUUUUCUGAAGUUUCGAUAUUUCUUAUUUUUUUAAUAAAAUUUGUAUUGUUAAACACUCUUGGGAAUUAUUUUAUAAUAAAUAAAAUUAUAUAAAAACUUGUA
Rattus norvegicus (Norway rat) is the source of this 8876-nucleotide messenger RNA. RefSeq names its product zinc finger protein 280C (gene Zfp280c). Gene Ontology annotation, cellular component: nucleus. The record is from RefSeq and is a predicted model, not a curated record. Lineage: Eukaryota; Metazoa; Chordata; Mammalia; Rodentia; Muridae.